AUGUCCGCCACCGUACCAACCCCCGAGCAUCACCUUAGCGAGUUCUCGAACUCACGCACCAUCGAGAUUGGGGAGUGGGUCAUCACCGCACGCACAAACCCCAUUUCAAACGCAGGCGAGUGCGACGCGCUCCAGGUGGCUCUGAGCGGGAUGCCGCUGCCCGAGAUGACCUUUGGGAAUAAUGCGCUCGAGUUGAAGCACAAGACCAGCGGCUGGCAGUAUGCGUUCACUACCGAGGCGUCUUUAAAGGCCGUUAAGAACGGAGAGCUCGGGGAGGGCGAUGGCGCCGUGAAGGUGGGGCACGCGGAUGCCUGGCUGAAGAGUCGGUCGGGACCGUCGUCCCAGCUUCCGAUGCCCAAAACAGUUCCCACAAAGCCGUAUGACUGGACGUACACCACCAUAUACCCUGGGCAUGCCAUAGCUACUUCAGACUCGGUAUCAUGGCAACCUGCUGAAGCGGACAAUUCGUCGCACACCAUCCCACUGGCUGAGCUUACUCGCCAGGAUCCUAUCCUGUUCUACGCAGAGAUACCGCUCUUCGAGGACGAGCUCCACGACAAUGGCACUUCCCAGUUAAUCAUCAGAAUACGCGUCAUGCCGACCUGCCUCUUCAUACUGUCGCGCUUCACGCUCCGAAUAGAUCAUGUCCUCUUUCGGACGUAUGACACGCGGAUAUAUCACUCGUUCGCAUCGUCUCCUUCUCUGGUCGUGCGAGAGACCAGCGGGUGGGAGGCUCCAUACGAGUGGCUGAAACGACGAUUGCCCAAGCGUGACGACUUGACACCGCUCACGGAUGCAACCUUCAUCGCAAAGACUCUGACAGAGAUGCCGCCAGAGGUUUCGCAGCAGGCCGGUGCUGGCACGCGAUGGAGAGGACUCGGUACCAAAUUGUCGGUCGCAACUCUACAGAAAUCCGGAGUGAAUAAUGCCAAGAUACCCGAGGCUCGAUGA
Molecule: messenger RNA, 951 nt
Organism: Sparassis crispa
Lineage: Eukaryota; Fungi; Basidiomycota; Agaricomycetes; Polyporales; Sparassidaceae
Product: Type 2A phosphatase activator TIP41
Exons: 4
Coding region: 1-951 (316 amino acids)
Biological process (GO): TOR signaling
Cellular component (GO): cytosol
Source: RefSeq, a predicted model, not a curated record